Musa acuminata subsp. malaccensis (wild Malaysian banana) is the source of this 1259-nucleotide messenger RNA. The record is from RefSeq and is a predicted model, not a curated record. Lineage: Eukaryota; Viridiplantae; Streptophyta; Magnoliopsida; Zingiberales; Musaceae.
CCAGAGAAGGCCUAUUUAUUUCGGAGCAGAGCAAGAGAGUGACGGCGGCCGCUCCUGACCGGAGAAUUCUUCUUCUUCUUCGAUCUGCCUUGUUCUGUCCUGCUUCUUGGAAGAGGUGUAAUAUGAAGCAUUAGUGAGGAGCUUGGUGGUUGUUCUAGUGAAGCUAUUACAAAUAUGGCUUCCAGCACGGUGGAAGAGACUGUUCCUAGUGAAAAUGUACUUGAAUGGGUUGAAAAAGACAAGCGCCGAUUUCUACAUGCUGUUUAUCGUGUUGGAGAUUUAGACCGGACCAUAAAAUUUUAUACUGAAUGCUUUGGGAUGAAACUGCUGCGUAAGAGAGACAUUCCUGAAGAGAAAUAUUCAAAUGCAUUUCUUGGCUUUGGUCCAGAAGCUUCUCAUUUUGUGGUAGAGCUGACGUAUAAUUAUGGGGUGGAUAAGUAUGACAUUGGCACAGGCUUUGGGCAUUUUGCUAUUGCAUCGGAAGAUGUUUAUAAAUUGGUUGAGGGCAUCAGGGCCAAGGGUGGUAAGAUUACACGUGAACCAGGUCCUGUUAAAGGAGGAACAACAGUUAUUGCUUUUGUUCAAGACCCUGAUGGUUAUAUGUUUGAGCUUAUUCAAAGGGGCCCGACGCCUGAGCCUCUUUGCCAAAUUAUGCUUCGUGUGGGCGACUUAGAAAGAUCCAUCAAGUUUUAUGAGAAGGCUUGUGGGAUGAAGUUAUUGAGGACACGAGAUAAUCCUGACUACAAGUAUACUAUUGCCAUGAUGGGUUAUGCUGAAGAAAAGGAAUCAACAGUGCUAGAGUUGACAUACAAUUAUGGUGUGACAGAAUAUACCAAAGGCAAUGCAUAUGCUCAGGUUGCUAUUAGCACUGAAGAUGUUUAUAGAAGUGCUGCUGUUGUGGAUUUGGUUGCCAAGGAGCUAGGAGGAAAAAUUACAAGGCAACCAGGACCAAUUCCAGGAAUCAACACUAAAAUUACCUCCUUCCUUGAUCCAGAUGGCUGGAAAGUGGUUCUAGUUGACCACUCUGACUUUCUCAAGGAGCUUGAGUAAUGAUCAUGAGACUGUUCCUAGAAUGAACAGUAGUACUUAAUACCUGGCCAGAACUAUGGUGUAAUGUGAUUUCUGAGCUUUACUUAUCUAGCUUUAUUUAGACAUUUUCCUGCUGUUUCACAGUGAUAGCAUAUAUGCUUUGGAAUUGUUAGCAAUUACGCGAGUGCCUGAGCAUUGUUCUUAAUUUAAUGGGCUCUUAUGUUCUUAUA